Molecule: messenger RNA, 1336 nt
Organism: Mercenaria mercenaria
Lineage: Eukaryota; Metazoa; Mollusca; Bivalvia; Venerida; Veneridae
Exons: 3
Coding region: 116-1336 (406 amino acids)
Source: RefSeq, a predicted model, not a curated record
CGUCAACGCAGGAGGUAAGAUCUAAGUGAAGAUCUCUUCAUAGAUACUACGGUAACGCAAUGGUGAAAAAUAUGUACAUAUUUAAAAAAUUUAGGAUGAUUGGAGGACUAAGACGAUGAGGCUCCAAAGAAUCCUUGCAAAUGUUUGUUUGCUGACAGUAAACCUCCAGUUUGUUUAUGGUGUUCCUCUUCCACUAAAUCUGCCUAAAGAAAAUGCAAAGCAGGAGCAGAAAUACUACAGAAACAAUGAAGCAGGAAAAAAGAAACCAAAGGAUUCUAAAAUUGAACUAACGCAUGAAGAGUGGCAAACUAUAAUGAACAAUAUUGACCCUGGCAAUUUGCAAAGAAUAGAUGAAAAUCGUUAUGGUUUUACGGGAGCCCCGGAUGAAAUUCCAAGUGAUAUAUUACGACAAAUCAUUGAAAAACACUUGAAUAAACUAAGUAAGAAAACGUCAAAACAUUCAUUGAAUUCCCCGAGUGUAAGAAAAGGUGAAAGAAAAGAAUCGGUUGCUAAUCAGAAAGGAGAAACAAAUAAAUUGAUGACAAAUGCAAAAUUUAACAAGAACAAAAAGCAGAUGGAAAGAGAAUUAACUACUAAAUCUCCAUUAGUCCUGGCACAAAACGGAAAUGAGCGUACCACAACAAAUCAUCAACCCGAUGACACUAAUACAAUAGAAGCCACCACAACGGAAGAUAAAGGAGCUACUGACUUUUCAGAAUUAAUUGAAGUUGUUGCAUAUCCAACAAGUUAUGUAUCUUCAUCUUCCAUGUCAACAACAUCUGUACCAUCUUUAUCAUCUAUUUUCUCAUUGCCAUCUACAUCCACCUCGUCAUCUUCAUCGUCUGUAUCGUCGUUUAGUACAAUCACGAUUCCGACAUCAUCUUCUUCAGUAUCAUCCUCUUCAAUUUCAACUUCGUCUUCUUCAACAUCGGGCAAAACAUCAUCAUCUUUAUCGACAACAUUUUCUAAAUACUCAUCAACAGUUCCUUCAUCGGCAACGUUUAGCAGUUUAAUCUUCAAAACAUCAUCAAGAUCACCCUCCUUGUCGUCAUCUUUAUCAUCAAUAUCUUCCGUACAUAUUACUUCCUCAUCUUCUCUGUGGUCGUUGAUUUCUAGUCAAACAUCGUCAUCAACAAUGUCAACAUCUACAUCAUCAAGUUCGAGUAUCAGUACAGUAUCAUCAUCCUCCUCCUCAUCAUCAUCUUCUUCUUCUUCAACAUCAGUGUCUUUAUCGUUAUCAAAACAGCCACAUUUACACAUUCUUCAUGUAAAACUUGUACAUAACAAUACAAAUGACAAUCUUUCACACAGUACUCCCAAAAUUCCUACAGUGUGA